CUUAAAAAGAAAAAAAAAAAGGGCCGGAGAAGCCACAAAGCGCUGGGAAAGGUCAGGAGCAGACAAAGGCGGAGGGACGCGGCCGCACACUGCUGCUCUUCUGGAAUACUUAAUACCCCCGCGCCCCACAAACCCUCCCCGGGGGGGCACGGGGGGCACGGGCAGGAUGGGACCCGCAGCCCGGGAGCAGAGGCUGGAGGCUCAGCGCCGUUUCGGAGGACGGGGCUGAGCAUUUGGGCUGGCGAACAAUAGCAGCGCUGGAAAACAAUGGAGCUGCUGCACCUUCGCGCUUAGGGACGCCGGACGGAUGCUCCGAAGAAAUCCCGGCUCCAAAAUAGCGCCUGAGCCAGAGCCACCGCUGCAGCGGCUCGCGGGAGCCGUCCACCGAGCACCGUCGGUCGAGCGAAGGAUCUGCCGGAACAGGCUCCCAUGAAAGAAGAGCGGGAGGAUGGAUUACGGCGGCUGCGAGUACCUGGUCCCCUGCGGAAAAGACAAAUACAUCUCCAAAAAUGAGCUCCUCUUACACUUGAAGACGUACAACAUCUACUACGAAGGGCAAAAUUUACAGCUGCGGCACCGGGAGGAGGAAGGCGAGCUGAUCGUGGAGGGGCUGCUGAACAUCUCCUGGGGCUUGCGCCGCCCCAUCCGCCUGCAGAUGCAGGACGACAACCAGCGCAUCCGCCCGCCGCCCUCCUCCUCCUCCUGGCACUCGGGCUGCAACCUGGGAGCCCACGGGUCCGUGCUGAAGCCCAGCACUUUGCCGGACAUCCAAGUUACGGAUGCAGAGCCCACACCGAACGCGGAGACUCCCGGGAGCGGCGCAGCCGCCAAGUCGCAGCCGGAGGAGACGCCGCAGCUGAUGCGGACGCGGAGCGACGUGGGCGUCCGGCGCCGGGGCAGCUCCCGCACCCCCAGCGAGCAGCGCCGCAUCCGCCGCCACCGCUUCUCCAUCAACGGGCACUUCUACAACCACAAGACGUCCGUGUUCACGCCGGCGUACGGCUCCGUCACCAACGUCCGGAUAAACAGCACAAUGACGACCCCCCAGGUCCUUAAACUGCUGCUCAAUAAAUUCAAGAUUGAAAACUCGGCGGAGGAGUUUGCGCUCUACAUCGUCCACACCAGCGGAGAGAAGCAGAAGCUGCGAGCCAGCGAUUACCCCCUGAUCGCCCGCAUCCUGCAGGGCCCCUGCGAGCAGGUCUCCAAGGUCUUCCUCAUGGAGAAGGACCAGGUGGAAGAAGUCACCUACGACGUUGCUCAAUACAUCAAAUUCGAGAUGCCCGUCCUCAGGAGCUUCAUCCAGAAGCUGGAGGAAGAGGAGGAUCGUGAAGUGAAGAAGCUCAUGCGCAAAUACUCCAUCCUCCGGCUGAUGAUCGAGCAAAGGCUGGAGGAGAUUUCCGAAGGUCCGACGGCGAUGUGAAACGCUUCGCCAGCGCCCCGGCUCCGGGUUGCAUCGCACAAAGAGCCGUUUGCCUGCGGGACAUACCCUACCGAAUCCCAAACCCCCGACAUUCCCAGAGUGUUCCUGGAAUCCGCCUGGAUCACUCCGGCUCUGAGCCAACCCAUCAUCUGCGCAGCAUCCUCGGGGGGUUCCUCCUCUGCAAAUGGGGGUUUUCCCAGCAAGGCUCUGGCCGGUGGCAGCUUCGGCCAAAACCUCAAAUCCUUGGAAAUAACAGGGAAAAAACCCAACAAUAACAAAAACCAAGAAAUCCAUGAGCAGGGCGAAGCCGUUGAGGACAGGGACAAGCGAGGGCUGCGAGCGUUCGGGAGCAAGAAUUUGGGGGCUCGGUUUGAAGAUGCUUCAACGCUCCCCCCCCCGCACCGGCCCCCGGCACGUGGCUCCCGGUGGAGGGUCCACUGCUCGGUGGCAAGAGAGCACAAAUCAUUCCUCCUUUUUUUUUUCAAAAAAAAAAAAAAAAAGCACAUUUCUAUUGCAAUAAUUGGCAGGUGACGGGAAGCUUUUGUGAAUCGAUGAGGGCCUGCUGAGAACGGGGAGGUUUGUAACACUCUCGCUGCCCGAAAGCAAACCUGGGGACUGACGGUUGGAUUUGCAGCGAAAGAGUAAAUCCGCCUUUUUCCCAGCGCCUUCCCUUAACCUGCCUCUGGUGGCGUAACCCCCUCCCCCCCCCCCCCCCCGCCCUCGCCUUUCUAAUUUGCACUAAUUUUAGGGAUUUGUUUUAAAAAAAAAACAACAAAAACCAUGAAGUCAAACCUCUCUGGUAGCUGUAACAUGCCAAAUAGCGCUCGCGGGAAUAGUUGGCGGCACUGAGCAUCUCUCGAGGGAUGCUGUAGGGAAAGUCGGGGGCGGGGGGGGGGGACAGGAGGAGGGGGGAGGCAAAAAUAAAGAGGGUUUUAAUUUGCAAAUUGGUUUUGCAGCGGUGCCGGCACAUCAUCCCGGUGAAACCGGGACCGGGAGCGUCUCCAUUAUCACCAUCACACCUGGAAAAACCUCUUUCCUCCCAGGCUGAACCAGCAAUAUCGAUUUUAUACCUCGACGUGAACUAAAACUCUUGACUUUCUCCCUCCCUUGAGUUUUUUUGCAAUGUAUCUUUGUAAUUUUUUUUGUUUUAUUUUAAUGGUACCUUUUCCACCUUUAACACGUGUUAGGGAAAGCGUUCUGCGGCGAGAGAAGCUUUUGAUGUAUUUGAAGGAUGACUGUGGCGUUGCUUCGUUGAUUAACAAGAAAACAAAACAUGUAGCAGUUUAACACAGAACGAAAACCCCCGAGUUAGAGCCUGGUUUGUUCAAAAUAAAGCAUUUGGCGGAUGGAAACGCUACCGAGGUGGGCUCCGCGGCGGCUGAGAGGAGGGAGAAGAGCGAAACCUGCCUGAAUCCCGGCGGAGAAGUUUCCCCGAGGAGAAAUUUGUGAUUAACGGAGCAGGGUCGAGUUGGAGGCCUGUAGCCCAG
Chroicocephalus ridibundus (black-headed gull) is the source of this 2907-nucleotide messenger RNA. RefSeq names its product Ras association domain family member 2 (gene RASSF2). The record is from RefSeq and is a predicted model, not a curated record. NCBI's taxonomy places the organism in Eukaryota, Metazoa, Chordata, Aves, Charadriiformes, Laridae. The coding region runs from base 449 to 1420 and encodes 323 amino acids. Gene Ontology annotation, cellular component: nucleus; cytoplasm. Gene Ontology annotation, biological process: signal transduction; positive regulation of protein kinase activity; positive regulation of JNK cascade. The transcript has 12 exons.